GAGUGCGUGUCUUUUCCACUUUCCCCAUUCUGGACGCUCUGUUUCGAUAAGGUUGAGGCCGAGCUCGAGCGGCGCAGCACAGCAGGCGAUUUCUCUCCGUGCAUGGCGAUUCUCGCCGCUUGAUUUUGAUUGCGGUUCCCUUUCUCUUCGAUCCCCGGUGUCGCGGUUGGUUGUUCCUCUCUUCCGCUCUCUGCCGUGUGCUUUUUGCUUGUGUUUGGUUCCAGAUCAGGUGAGUUCAUGUCGUCCCUGCCGUCGCACGCGCUGUUGUAGUUUUAGAUGCAUGAUGUUGUUGACUCCCUGCUGAAGGUGAAGAUGCCUGAUUUGUGUGUGUCCCGGAGCACCUGCUUGUAGUUGUAGAUGCAUGAUUUUGUUGACUCCCUGCCGGAGAUGGAGAUGCGUGAUUUGUGUGUCUCCCCAAGCACCUGUUUGUAGUUGUAGAUGCAUGAUUUUUAUGGUUGAAUCCCUGCUGGAGAUGGAGGUGCGUAAUUUGUGCGCCCCCCCCCCCCCCCCCCCCCCCCCCCCCCCUCCCCGCGCCGCUGAUGUAGUUGUAGAUGCGGUGGAUGUUUUCCUGUCUCCUAUCCACGGUUUGUUGUAGUUGGGGGGAUUAUGUACAUGUGACCCCCAUGUAGGUGCGUGAUUCCGCGGAUGCAAUCACCACAAAUGUCUCUGAUGUAGUUGUAGAUGCGGUGGUGUAGCUUAUUCUGGACAGAUGUGUCCUGCUCUCUUAUGUCUUCUAUUUCUCAAUUGUGUCCUGUUUACAUUGUAAUUUUCCCAAGAAUUCCCAUAGUUUCUAUGUGUACUUUGCAGUGUAUCCCCCCCCCCCCCCCCCCCCCCCAAUUUUUACAGUGUAUUUUCUUGAUUCAGUUAUGUAAUUCCUGAAUUUAUGGCUCUCAGUGCACCCCUAGUUUUAUACUGUAAUCGUCUUGCUUAGUUUAUGUAUUUAUAAUGUAUUUUUUGCGCCUUUUUUGUAGUGAAAUGUUCAUGCUUUAGAUAUGUAAUUAUCAGGUUUAGAUUUACGGAUUUGCUAUUUUACACUCGAAUGGAUGUAUCUAGCACUGAACUUUCUGGUGAUGAAGGAGGUUUUGACAAAGCUCUUUUGAAGUUCUAUAUGAAUCAAGUGUGUUUUUCUUUCUUUGUAGUAGUUGAUUUUGUUUUUGGUUAUUUUCUUUUUUUUAGGUUGACCAGUGUCUUUUUGUUUUUUCAGAAAGUAAAAUGCUUGAAUAGGAAAUUAUCAUCUGCUGGGAGAAGGAAUGUGGAACCUCGUAAUGUCUUCUUCGUCGAGGAAUCCAUUGUCUCCGUCUUGUACAUGCGAGUCGUCUGGUUCUUUCCAUUCUCCUUCAUUAUUGUGGGAUUAAAUUCUGCUCUGCCAUCUUCGCUUGCUGUUGCUACGGCAAUGCAUUUCUUCCAAUGUCUGCAGAGUAAGUUAAAAUAUUUUCCAUGUAAGAGAUGAAGCCGGUGAAGGGGUUGAAGAAUUGGGGUAGGAGUAGAAGUGCUCCUGAUCCCCUGAUCUGGGGAUCGUCUCUUGAGUGAUUUUCCUAUGAUCUCCCCCAAUGUUUGGUUGAUGUUCUCUUGAGUAGAAGUGCUCCAGGUUCAGUUGAAACCGGGUCAGAGUUUAACCCGACCUGGUUUGAUAGAAAUACAGAACAUACAGGUUGGCAUCUAUUUAUUUGUCAGGAAAUUUGAAUGUUGUCGAAUUGAAAAACAGUCAAAUACUAAAUAGACAGUCCCUAAAACAAUUCGAGUUAA
Molecule: messenger RNA, 1746 nt
Organism: Triticum aestivum (bread wheat)
Lineage: Eukaryota; Viridiplantae; Streptophyta; Magnoliopsida; Poales; Poaceae
Exons: 4
Coding region: 1040-1450 (136 amino acids)
Source: RefSeq, a predicted model, not a curated record